UGACCCGCACUGAGAGGCUGAGCAGCUCCGCACAAGGAGACGCCACUGAACUUCAGCGCUGCUUGAUGGACGGUGUGACCGAGCUGUGAUCCGUGGAGAAAGGACAAAUAUCAUCUGACAGACUUCCUGAGGCGGUCCCGGGACACAUCAGCACUGAUUGCUAUGAUGAUAAAGCCAUAUGUUAGACAAGGGGAGGGUGAGGAGGUCGUCAGCCCUCUGCAGUGGAUGGACGGAGACAUGAGCUCACCUGAUGGGGAUCCAUCGGCCCCAUCGCACAGCUACAGAACAGGUGACAUGAUCCAACAGGCCAGAGAGAUGGGGAGUGAGGACGCAGAGGAAGAUGAGGAGGACAGAGAGGAAGGACCAGAGGAUGAAUCAAAACGACGAGGGCCUAAGAGAAAGAGGAUGACCAAGGCCCGGCAGGAGCGUUUCCGUGCGAGGCGAAUAAAAGCGAAUGCCAGGGAGCGCUCGCGUAUGCACGGCCUAAAUGAUGCACUUGAAAACCUGCGCAGCAUCAUGCCCUGUCACUCCAAAACACAGAAGCUGUCCAAGAUCGAGACGUUACGGCUGGCCCGCAACUACAUCUGUGCUCUGUCUGAGGCUCUGGAGGGGGGCCUGUCCACAGAAAGCAGGGCUUUCAUGGAAACGCUGUGUAAGGGACUGUCACAGCCCACGACCAACCUGGUUGCCGGCUGCUUACAGAUGGGACCAGCUCCGGGUCCUGGGAUGAGGCCUGAAGACAGACAUGGAGGUCGGCCACCACCUACACUUGGUGGCAUGGUGAGCUACUCCUCUCCAGGACUGCCAAGUCCCCCAUAUGGCACAUUUGACUCAGCUCACCUGCUUCACUUGAGGGCGAUGAAGGGAAGACCCUAUGAGAAUCACUCACCAAACGAGUACAACGCUGGUGGCGUGGGAACCCCUCCAUAUGAUGGCCCGCCUACACCACCUCUCAGCAUCAGUAGCAACCUGGUGCCCAAACAGGAGCCUUCACCUCACUACCCACCUUCCCACCGCUACUCUCCCACCCCUGUGGAGCAGGUGCUGUAUCAUACACAGACCGGAUAUGAUGUACACUUAGAGGGGCCAUAUGACUCCUAUCAUCCACCGCACAUGCCCCCCCGACAGAUUACAUCUGUCUACAGAGACUGAGGAGGAUCGGUUCCACAUCAGCCUUCAGUACGACUUGAAGGAUGGAGUCCCGCCCUUCACAAACACUCAGGCUGAUUUAAAGAAGCUGGCUCUCUCUCAGUAGACAGACUGGUAGUCAAGCACUGUAGAAUAGUUUGUUUUUUAACACUUGUGGAACAUUUGCACAGUAGAGUAGCACUACUCAGCAUUGCUAGUAUUAGAAAAUAUUUGACUUAAACCAAUAAAUUGUUUUCCAAAACUCAUUUACCAAAUGAUAUAAGGACAUAGCAGGCUGCUGCUGUCCAGCUGCCCGGGUACUGUAAAAUAAGCACUUCUAAUUAAGCUUUGGUAACACCAGAUAUUAUUCCACAUAAAGUAUUUUUAAUUUAUUCGUUAAUUUAAG
Molecule: messenger RNA, 1534 nt
Organism: Pundamilia nyererei
Lineage: Eukaryota; Metazoa; Chordata; Actinopteri; Cichliformes; Cichlidae
Product: neurogenic differentiation factor 4-like
Exons: 2
Coding region: 163-1152 (329 amino acids)
Biological process (GO): camera-type eye development; positive regulation of transcription by RNA polymerase II; axon development
Cellular component (GO): nucleus
Molecular function (GO): DNA-binding transcription factor activity, RNA polymerase II-specific; protein dimerization activity; E-box binding
Source: RefSeq, a predicted model, not a curated record